Molecule: messenger RNA, 1217 nt
Organism: Magallana angulata
Lineage: Eukaryota; Metazoa; Mollusca; Bivalvia; Ostreida; Ostreidae
Exons: 3
Coding region: 129-869 (246 amino acids)
Cellular component (GO): extracellular region
Molecular function (GO): chitin binding
Source: RefSeq, a predicted model, not a curated record
CAUUAAACUGUGCAGCAGUUUAAAGACCAGCUCUGCCUUUCUUUGCAGGAUUCAAUCCGUACGAAUUAAGUUGUAUUGCACAGAGGAAGAACGAUUUUUUUUUCUCUGAUAUAUAUGUCUGAUACAACAUGAACAGACUAAUGAAUGCAUUGCCCGCUAGGAUAUCUUUCCUUGCCAAGGUAUUUUUGACCAGCUUUCGUGCACAAAUGUUAUAUGAAACUGAUUAUCAACAAUACAGCAAUUUGAAUAGAGAAGGUAAAGAAGUUUCUGUUCAGUCUUUACUUGGCGAGACGGAGGCCCGUCUUAAGAAAGAGACGUCUGAUUUACAAAAACUUGUUGAUAUUAAGGAAGAUGCAUACAAUCAAUUAAUGAUGAUGUACAGUCAAGGAAAAAUUCCUAAUGAUACAACAAUAGAUGAAAUAUGCAUCCGACAUCCAGAGUUGAUAAUAAAAAAUGCAGAUGAUUGUCAUAGAUAUUACGAUUGCUCUGGAGAAGCUUUGGGAUUAAGCGGAUGGGUAUCUUACGGUUUCUGGCCUUCAAAGUACAAACAUGAAUGUUAUUAUCCACUUAUGUUUUCUGAAGUAACACUGCGAUGUGAAAAUUAUACUAGCGUUGAUUGUGGGACAAGAUUUAAACCUACUUGGGAAUGUCGAUACUAUAGACCGCAAUGUAAGCUGUCCCACUGUAGUCUCUGUGUAACACGUCAUCCAAACUGCGAAGGCAAAACGGACGGAAAUUACCCAUACGACCCACGACGAUGUAAUUCAUACUACAAAUGUGACGGCGAAAGGUCUACUAAUGAAUAUUGCCCAAGUGGUACAGUUUUUGAUAGCGUAAAAAGAACCUGUGAGGUUGGAGGAAUAUGCUAGAAAAGUUUUCUACAAAAUAACAUAAAGUGUAACUUAUAACCAACAUCGAUCGGUUCCAAUUAUCGUUUUUCAGUGUAGCCUUGCAUUAAAAAUGUAAUUCUAAAGAAUGUGUAUAAAGUUUGGUGCAUUUACAAUUGUUAUAUUUGUGUAUUUGUAAUCAUUAGAAUCUCGCAAUUCAAAUUGGUGAAUUGUAUUUUAAAAGCUCUAUUUGAGUAUGAAAUGUGUAUGUAAUAAUUGAAAAAAAAAUGAGUAUUUGCUUAACUCUAGUGUUGCCCUUUUAUUAAUUCAAGUGUAGUAGUAUUGUUAAAAUUCAAAAGAUUUUUUUUCUUUUAUGACAGACAGUUAUGA